UGGGGCAGAGCGUUCACAACAUGCCGGCCAUUUUGGUCGAAAACAUAUGGUUAAUCUUCGAAAAGAGCUCUKUCUUUUAAUGUUUUGAUAAAUUAACAACUUGAGAAUGGCUCAAUCUCUACUCACCGGCUUAAAGAGCCGUUCUGACGAGGCGCGUCUCCAAGCUGCGAAGGAUUUACAAUAUUAUGUCUCAACUGAGUUGAGAGAGGCUUCUGCUGAGCAGCUCACUUCAUUUAUGGACGAUUUCAAYCAYCAUAUWUUUGAGAUGGUAUCAAGYUCUGAUGCUAAUGAAAAGAAGGGUGGGAUCAUGGCUAUUGUUGGUUUACUUGGAAUAUCUGGUGGUGGAAAUGCAUCCAAAAUGACAAGAUUUGCMAACUACUUGCGUAAUCUUUUGCCGUCCAAUGAUACCAUGGUGAUGGAGAUGGCGUCAAAGGCCAUGGGUCUCCUCGCACUGACAGGAGGGACAUUUACAGCAGACUAUGUUGAGUUUGAAGUCAAACGAGCAUUGGAAUGGCUUGGAGGUGACAGGAAUGAAGGUCGACGUCAUGCAGCGGUACUUGUAUUGAGAGAACUGGCUUUAAAUGCACCCACAUUCUUCUUUCAACAAGUUCAGCCAUUCUUUGAUAAUAUUUUCAAUGCAGUUAGAGACCCUAAGCAAGCUAUCCGUGAAGGGGCUAUGGAGGCCCUCAAAGCCUGUCUCGUCAUUCUUGCUCAAAGAGAAACUAAAGAGAUUAGAAAGCCACCAUUGUGGUAUAGUCAAACCUAUGAGGAAGCCAAGAGAGGAUUUGAAGAUACAGUGAAUACAAAAGAAAAGGGAGUUGUACUCACCAAAGAAGACAAAGCCCAUGGGUCUCUACUAAUCAUAAAUGAACUUAUCAGAAGUGCAGGUCCAGAGGGAGAGCAUUUCAAGAAAGAUCUCGAAGACAUCUACUCAGAUCAAACCCAGACCAGUGURAGCCUCAACGACCUGGGAAUCACAUCGCCGAAGAGUAAAUUCUCCCAACAAACAGGCAUCCUUAAUCAACGUACCACACUAUCCUCUAUCGUUGGUAGUGGUCUGGGGGAAGUUAGUCCCAUGUGUCACAGCAAAGUGUGUAAGGAAUACAUGGAGGUUAAAUUUGUGGAGGUGUGUGGAUUGGUCCUCAGAUACAAAAAUAUCCGCAGCAGUUGCAUACAGCAAACUUUGUUGACCCUUAUACCAAGACUUGCUGCAUUCCAGCCUCAAAGAUUUGUUAAAACAUAUCUUCACAAAGAUGUAAUUCCUUAUCUUAUUGGAGCACUUAAGAGAGAUAGAGAAAGGUCCUCGGCAUUCAAAGCUGUCAGUUUGGUUGCCAUAGCAGUGAAAAAUAACAUUGAACCACAUUGCAAGAUCAUACUGGAGCAGGUUAAAGCCUUUUUACCAAUUAAAGACUUGGGACACAAACGUCAAAAGUCUGUAACAGUGGAUCCAAUGGUCUUUGCUUGUGUUGCCAUGAUGUCUCGUGCUGUUGGCCCUAAGAUAUCUAAAGACAUCAAAGACUUGCUAGAACCCAUGUUGUCAGUUGGACUUAGCCCUGCUUUGACUGCUUGUCUACAUGACCUGGCUCACCAAGUUCCACAGCUGAAGAGAAGCAUUCAAGAUGGCUUGUUGAAGAUGCUGUCACAGAUUCUAAUGCACAAGUCACUGAGACAUCCUGGAGCACCCAAGAGUAGCACACCAACUCUAACACAAUCUGCAUCGUCCCAUUCCCUGCUUGAUACCAUUGAUAGUGCAAGUACAGUAUUAGCACUGCGAACAUUAGGAACCUUUGACUUUGAUGGUCUAGAGCGUAAUCACGCCCACCUUGUGAGACAGUGUGCAGACACAUUCCUUGCCAGUGAGGACAAAGAUACCAGGAUGGAAGCUGUCAGGACUUGUUCAAGACUCCUUUCACCAGCAAUACAUCCAAUGGUGUCAGCCAACCCUUCAUUACAGCGUGGUCCAAUCAGUGCUUCGUCUACAAAUAUAGUWUCAGAAGUAUUAAGCAAAAUGUUGAUGGUUGGGAUUACCGAUCCAGAUCCUGAUAUUCGGUACUGUGUAUUGAUUUAUUUGGAUGAAAGGUUUGACGCUCACCUCGCGCAGGCUGAGAACCUUGCUGCUCUAUUUGUUGCUUUGAGCGAUGAGGAGUUUGAAAUACGUGAAAUAGCUAUCAUUAUCAUUGGUCGUCUAAGUCGUUUAAACCCUGCUUAUAUCAUGCCAUCUCUCCGGAAGACGUUAAUUCAGAUCCUCACUGAGCUUCAGUACAGUGGAGUGGCCAGGAACAAAGAACAAAGUGCCCGUAUGUUGGGUCAUCUUGUCUCCAACGCACCCAUGUUGAUACGACCUUACAUGGAACCAAUACUAAAGGCUCUUAUUCCCAAAUUGCGUGACACUGAUCCUGAGGUAGUCAUCAGCGUCACAGCAGCAAUUGGCGAGCAUGCGCAGAUUUGUGGCAAGGAGAUGUGUAAGUGGAUGAACGAGUUGUGUCCAAUUCUUAUUGACAUGCUYCAAGAUGCAUCUUCGAUGCCUAAACGCGAGAUUGCACUCUGGACUCUUGGUCAGCUAAUAGGAAGCACUGGAUAUGUGGUUGAGCCAUAUCGAAAGUACCCCAACUUACUGGAUGUAUUAUUGAACUUCCUCAAAACCGAACAAGCUCCCAGAAUAAGAAGAGAGGCUAUUAGAGUUUUAGGUCUACUUGGAGCACUGGAUCCGUAUAAACACAAAUUUAACCAAAGUCUCGGUGCAAACGAUGAUGGUACUAACAUGACCAGCAAGGAAAGUGACAUGGUUUGUAUUUCAGCAGCUUGGCAAUCUUAUUUCYAUUGUGAAACAACACAUUAGGAACUAUUUGGAUGACAUCUUCACCCUGAUAAAGGAAUACUGGACAAUUAACAGCCCCAUGCAGACGACUCUUGUACUACUGGUGGAGAACAUAGCUGUGGCUCUUGGUGGAGAAUUCAAGAACUACUUGCCUCAGAUUAUUCCGCAGAUACUUAAAGUUUUUAUGCAUGACAAUAGCGAAAAGAGAAGCGUAACCACUAAGCUUUUGAACGCUCUACAAAUGUUUGGCUCAAGCCUUGAUGACUAUCUUCACCUUCUUGUUCCUCCAGUCGUCAGACUUUUUGACUCAAAUGAUAUCCCAAUGACUGUUAGAAAAUGUGCUCUAGAAACCCUUGACAGACUAAGUGAAUCUCUCGACUUGACUGAUUUUGCAUCAAGAAUCAUCCAUCCAAUWGUUCGUACACUUGAUAAAUGCCCUGAACUACGAGGUACRGCGAUGGAUACWCUGUCUUGCCUUGUGUAYCAGCUUGGGAAAAGAUAUUCUACAUUUAUACCCACUGUCAAUAAGGUGUUGGUAAAACACAGAAUACAACAUCUACGUUAUGAUGUAUUGAUUACCAAGAUUGUCAAGAGUUCGUUUGUGUUGGAAUGGGACACGAAUCCCGUGCUUCGACGACAAAAGACUGGUAAAGGAAACUUUGCCGACGAUUCUGCWACGACAGCGGCCAUUGAAGCUGCAAGCAUCAAGAAACUAGCCUUCAAACCAGAUAGCUUGUCCAAGGCUUGGGACGCUGUUCGUUGUGUUUCUAAAGACGACUGGAUGGAAUGGUUACGAAGGCUUAGUGUGGAACUGCUUAAAGAGUCACCUUCCCCAGCACUGAGGUCAUGUUGGGCAACAGCUCAGACUUACCCUCCCCUGGCAAGGGAUCUCUUCAAUGCAGCUUUUGUAUCUUGCUGGUCUGAACUUCACGAAGAACUACAGAAUGAACUAGUUCGAAACUUAGAGCUGGCACUAAAAAGUCAGAUCCCUGAGAUAACACAGACWCUUCUCAACCUGGCCGAGUUYUUGGAGCAUACAGACAAAGGGGCGUUACCGCUGAGCAGUGAUUUACUUGGAGAGCAGGCGUCAAAGUGCCGAGCGUACGCCAAGGCCUUGCACUACAAGGAAGAAGAGUUCCAUCGACAAGCGACAGCUGAGAUUCUAGAAGCAUUGAUCAGUAUCAACAACAAGUUACAACAGCCCGAGGCUGCACAUGGUGUACUUGUGUACGCAACAAAUAAGCAUGGAACAGAUGUGGAAAUCAGAGAGCGAUGGUACGAAAAGUUGCACGACUGGGAUAAUGCAUUAGCGGCGUACAAGAAAAAACUUGACCAGGAUCCUGAUGACAUGGAUUUAUACUUGGGCAAAAUGCGAUGUAUGGAGGCUUUGGGAGAAUGGGGCGAGCUUCAUCGUGUUGCAUGUGAAAAAUGGCCUAACGUUAGCGACGAGACCAGAAAGCAAAUGGCGCGAAUGGCUGCGGCCGCCGCGUGGGGACUAGAUAACUGGGAUAGCAUGGAGGAAUACACUUGUAUGAUACCAAGAGAGACUCAAGAAGGUGCCUUCUACAGAGCAGCCUUAGCGCUUCAUCACGAUCAUUUCCAGCAAGCUCAGGCAUGYAUCGAUGCUGCACGUGAUAUCUUGGACACUGAACUAACGGCAAGAGCUGGGGAGAGCUACAACCGUGCGUAUGGGGCUAUGGUUACAGUGCAAAUGCUCUCAGAACUCGAGGAAAUCAUCCAAUACAAGCUGAUUCCUGAACGACGCGAGKCAAUCAAACGAACAUGGUGGAACCGCCUCCAGGGAUGUCAGCGAGUUGUCGAGGACUGGCAAAAGAUCCUUCAAGUUCGCUCUCUCGUCCUCACCCCACAGGAAGACAUGCAAUCGUGGUUGAAGUAUUCUAGUCUGUGUCGUAAGAGCGGUCGUUUGGCGUUGAGUCACAAGACGUUAGUUAUGUUAUUGGGUAGCGAUCCCUCAAAACAUACUGAUCAACCGCUGCCCACAACAUACCCACAAGUCACAUUUGCUUACAUGAAGCAUAUGUGGAGGGAAGGACAGAAGGAAGAUGCUUUUCAACAUCUACAACGCUUUGUCCACACCACACUUCAUCAACAAGCCUUGCAGUCCCUGUCACCAACUGAUGACGAUAAUAAACGAGAAGAACUACUGAAGCUAAUGUCACGAUGCUACCUAAAGCUCGGUGACUGGAUGUCGUCGUUACAAGGGUUUAGCGACAACACAAUACCACAGAUUCUGCAAUAUUACUCGGACGCUACGGAAAAUGAUCGAAACUGUUACAAGGCCUGGCAUUCCUGGGCAUUCAUGAAYUUUGAGGCUGUUUUGUACUACAAAAACCAACCUGGACAGGGYAARACGGCUUUGAAUACCAGYUCAACCGUUGGAACCCCUCCAACUUCACCAAAGAACGUCAAUCCCAUCAUUACGUAUGCCGUGCCCGCAGUACAUGGCUUCUUCAARUCCAUUGCGUURUCCAGCGGUAAUUCAUUACAAGACACGCUCCGUCUUCUAACACUAUGGUUCGACUAUGGCCAUCAGUCRGAGGUKUACGAGUCCCUUGUAGAAGGAAUCAAGACGAUACAGAUCGAUAAUUGGCUGCAGGUUAUACCACARCURAUAGCAAGGAUUGAUACACCRAGACAACUUGUAGGACGAUUGAUAAACCAAUUAUUGACUGAUAUAGGAAARCAUCAUCCACAGGCUCUCAUCUAUCCAUUGACGGUGGCGUCCAAGUCAGCGAGCAGUGCCCGUCAUAGUGCAGCCAAUCAGAUCUUGAAGAACAUGUGCGAACAUAGUCAACAACUAGUCCAGCAGGCCAUUAUGGUCAGCGAAGAGCUAAUUCGCGUCGCUAUUCUUUGGCAUGAACUAUGGCACGAAGGUCUUGAGGAAGCUUCUCGUCUUUACUUCGGUGAAGGCAACGUCAAGGGAAUGUUUGCAGUGCUGGAACCAUUACAUCAAAUGAUGGAACGAGGACCACAAACAUUGAAGGAGACGUCAUUCAACCAGGCUUACGGCAGGGAUCUYAUGGAAGCUCAGGAAUGGUGUCGUCGAUAUCAGAAGUCUAACAAUGUCAAAGACUUGACACAAGCCUGGGAUUUGUAUUAUAUGGUGUUCAGAAGAAUCUCCAAACAGCUACCACAGCUGACGUCACUAGAGCUCCAAUACGUGUCCCCUAAACUGCUAAUGUCACGUGAUCUAGAGCUGGCCGUCCCAGGAACGUAUGAACCUCAUAAACCUGUCAUUCACAUCCGUCACGUGCACUCAUCUCUCAAUGUCAUAACAUCGAAACAACGGCCAAGAAAACUUUGUAUCUCAGGAAGCAACGGUGUGGACUCCAUGUUUCUUCUCAAAGGACACGAAGACUUACGACAAGACGAGCGUGUGAUGCAACUUUUUGGUCUAGUAAACACUUUGUUAUCAAGCGACAGAGAGACAUCAAAGAGACAUCUAAGCAUACAGCGUUAUGCAGUGAUACCGCUGUCCACCAACUCUGGUUUGAUUGGCUGGGUACCUCACUGUGAUACCUUACAUGCCCUUAUAAGGGACUAUCGCGAGAAAAAGAAGAUUUUGUUGAAUAUUGAGCAUCGGAUUAUGUUAAGGAUGGCACCAGAUUACGACCACCUCACCCUGAUGCAGAAGGUUGAGGUCUUUGAACAYGCCUUGUCCAACACUAAUGGCGAUGACCUAGCAAAACUACUUUGGCUGAAGAGUCCRAGUUCUGAGGUAUGGUUUGAUAGACGUACCAACUACACGAGAUCUUUAGCUGUCAUGUCGAUGGUCGGUUACGUACUYGGUCUGGGAGACAGGCAUCCGUCCAAUCUCAUGUUGGACCGUCUAAGCGGUCGUAUUCUUCAUAUCGAUUUUGGCGACUGUUUUGAGGUUGCGAUGACAAGAGAGAAAUUCCCUGAAAAGAUU
Messenger RNA from Exaiptasia diaphana, 6749 nucleotides. Its product is annotated as serine/threonine-protein kinase mTOR. Lineage: Eukaryota; Metazoa; Cnidaria; Anthozoa; Actiniaria; Aiptasiidae. Gene Ontology annotation, cellular component: TORC1 complex; TORC2 complex; nucleus. Gene Ontology annotation, molecular function: protein serine/threonine kinase activity; protein-containing complex binding; protein binding. The record is from RefSeq and is a predicted model, not a curated record. Gene Ontology annotation, biological process: TOR signaling; negative regulation of macroautophagy; protein phosphorylation.